ACCAUGGACCAAGGCAAAACGACUCUCCCACCAACCACUGGGGCGAAUUCCAGCCAGACCCCAGCUGUGAGCCCCACUCACCUGGCUGCGACCGUGUUGCUCUUCACCACCUUCCUGGUGGGUGUGGUGGGGAAUGGGCUGUACCUGUGGGUGCUGGGGCUGAAGAUGAGGAGGACGGUGACCACGCUCUGGUUCCUCCACCUGGUGUCCUGCUACCUCCUCUUCACCCUGCUGAUCCCCUUCUUCGCCGUCUAUGUCCUUCUGGGUUUCCACUGGGUCUUUGGCAUGGCCUUGUGCAAGUUCCUCAACACCUGCAUCUCUCUGGUCAUGUUCACCUCUGUCUUCCUUGUCACCCUCAUCAGCCUGGACCGCUACACCCUCACUCACCACCCCAUCUGGUGUCGGAAUCACCGCACCAUGCCCCGGGCUCAGAAGCUGGUGGUGGGCAUGUGGCUGGCCUCCUUCACUCUCAGUAUUCCCUACCUGGCUUUCCGGGAGACGCACGUGGUGGACGGGGGCAAAAUCAUCUGCAUCAACAAUUACGUGCUCUCCGGAGACUGGAACGGAGCCAAGCUGCAGGAGCUGGGAAGACGGGUCCACAUGGCCAUCUUCAUGAUCCGGUUCCUGCUAGGCUUUCUGCUCCCCCUUUGCACCAUUGCAGGCUGCUAUGGCAGGGUGGGGCUGAAGAUGAAGGAGAAGAAGUUGGCGUGGGCUGGGAAGCCCUUCAAAGUCAUGGUGGCCGCGGUGGUUUCCUUCUUUCUCGGGUGGCUGCCCUACCACCUCUUCCAUGGCUUGAAGCUCUACAAGAAGGCGGUGCCAGAGUCAGUGAUGAGUGCUCUCAUAGUCAUUUAUACCUUGUCAUCCUGCUUCAAUGCCUGCUUUACCCCCAUCCUCUACCUCUUCGUGGGGGAGAAGUUCUGGCAGGUCUUCAGGACGUCUCUUCUCACUCUGGUCAAAGCAGCUUUUGUUGAUGAUCUCGGCAGCAGUGCCCCUGAGAAUAGUGGAAGACAAGGAUCUGAAGUUGAGAACACAAAACAGGAGAUGGUCUGAGAUUACCCAGAUUUAGGGAGAAUGGAAAACUUUCCAUCUCAGUGGUUCCUAGAUCCCUGAUGGUUCUAAAACCUGAUGGCUCCCAGGUACCUCACUGUUUAUAAACCCUGCAGUGUCCCUGAAUUCUAGAUUCCCUGCUCUCUCCAGAAUCCCAUACGUUCUAGGUCUCUCAAUUUUAUCAUACUCAAUGGGCCGUCAAUGGCACCAAAACAGUAGUCGGCUCCAGACUCUUGUUUGGUUUUGAUCUCUCAAUGUGUUCUCACCUAAGGGACUCUCUUGGAUUCUGCAUCACUAGCAGGCUCUGGAAUCUCAUUUAUUGUAAGCCUCUGGGUGGGUUCAUACUCAAAGUCCAUGUGUUCUAGAUUCCUGACUGGACCAAAGACAUCACUGGAUUCUAGAGUUUUCUCAAACCACAUAAAAUCCAACAGGUUCCAGAUUGCUUGCUAAAAGUUUCAUCCUGGUCCUACAUUUCCAAAUCAUAGAAUCAUAGAAUAUCAGGGUGGAAGGGACGUCAGUAGGUAUCUAGUCCAACCCCCUGCUCAAAGCAGGACCAAUCCCCAACUAAA
Messenger RNA from Chelonia mydas (Green sea turtle), 1616 nucleotides. RefSeq names its product probable G-protein coupled receptor 33. Gene Ontology annotation, cellular component: plasma membrane. The record is from RefSeq and is a predicted model, not a curated record. Gene Ontology annotation, molecular function: complement receptor activity; G protein-coupled receptor activity. NCBI's taxonomy places the organism in Eukaryota, Metazoa, Chordata, Testudines, Cheloniidae. The transcript has a single exon. Bases 4 to 1050 code for a protein of 348 amino acids. Gene Ontology annotation, biological process: positive regulation of cytosolic calcium ion concentration; inflammatory response; complement receptor mediated signaling pathway.